AUGUCCAAGUUAAUACUUAGUCCAUUAUCUUUUUUUUUAUGCGGCAAUGGACGUAAUUAUUGCUCCAGAAUUAUAAAGGAAAAUAAAAGUGUUUCUUUCCUACUCCGGAGUGCUAACAAGUGUCAUAAUAAGAAUGCCAAUAACAUUUUAACUUUGAUAUCGUCUAGGAACUUAGUAAAUUUAUCCAAUUCAUAUAAUCCAAAAAAUAAUAUUCAAAUCAACUUUCCAAAAAACAUUUCCAAACAUUCCACACAUAUAAUUAGUUCAAAGAGAUAUUUUACGGAUACAACAACAAAAGAGAAAAAGGACCCAUCCUCACCCAAUACCAUAUCUUCUACCUCAAACAAAUAUGAGAAUAUGAAUGGGGCAUCAUCAAAUAAAUCAUUUUUGUUACUGUUUGCAAUAUUAGGGCUGUCUUUAAUUGGGUUAUUUCUACUUCAAUACAAAAAUAGUUUAAAAUCAGAACAACUCUUCGAAAAAGAUUUGCAAAAAUUAAAUGAUAAGCUAUCCCUAACACCAGACCCAAAUGCAGAAACCUAUGAGAUGGGAUUAUUUGAUAGUUCGCAACAGAGUCUGAAACAUAAUACGAGUGGUUUCUGGUCCAAUUUUGCCAUGAAAUUUGUUAUAGAACCUAUUUUGAUAGUUAGCAGGUUUUUUAAUUUAUGUUUCAUUUUUACGCCAUUGAUAAUUUCAUAUCCUUUUUUCCACGAUCAUAUCAAGUGGUACAUAUUAUUAAGGCAUUCCUUAGAAUUUGCUGGUCCCAGUUUUAUCAAGUUAGGUCAAUGGGCCGCUAGCAGAACAGAUAUAUUCCCAGAAAAUUUGUGUGAUGAAUUAGGUAAACUACAUAGCAGUGUUAACCCACACAACUGGAAGUAUACCGAAAAAAUACUAAAGCAAAUGUUACAUACUAAGGAUUUAUCAACAGUUUUUAAUAACAUAAAUAAAUCUCCAAUUGGUUGUGGUGCUAUUGCACAAGUUUACAUUGCAGAAGUUAAACAAGAUUUCAUUGACAGAAACAACUUAGAUAUUAAAAGCUAUAAGAAUAGAGUCUGUAUAAAAAUAGUCCACCCAAAGGCCUAUAAAAUUAUUCAGCGUGAUUUAAAAAUUAUUAACUUUUUCGCCAAUUUAAUUGACAAGUUACCUAACAUGGAAUGGUUAUCAUUGCCUGUUGAAGCACAGCAAUUUUCACUCUUUAUGAAUUUGCAGUUAGAUUUAAGAAUAGAAUGCGCAAAUUUAAACAGAUUUAAUAAAGAAUAUGAAUCGAACUUGUUAGUUAAAUUCCCCAGAGGGAUUCCAGAACUAACCAAAAGAAAUGUUUUAUUUGAGGAAUAUAUAGAUAGUGGUGUACCAAUGAAUAAUUUUUUAUCGAUUAAAAAACAGAUGCUUGCAGCACCCAAUUGUAAUAUGACGGAUGAAGACCAAGAACAUCUGAAUUACUUGUUCAAAAAAGUUAGCGAUCCGUUUAUUGAUUGUUUCUUAGACAUGUUGAUCACGAAUGACUUUAUUCAUGCAGAUUUGCAUCCAGGAAAUGUCAUCGUCCAAUUUGUAAAUAACAACAAUUUGACACAAAUUCCGCAAGAAGUUACCGAUUUGAUUAUAAGAUUAAAACAAACUGAUUCAGACCAGACGGAAAUAUUGAAGGAAUUGUUAAAUAAUUAUACUCCAAGAAUAUGUUUCAUAGACGCAGGGCUAGUUACCGAGUUGAAUGAUAGAAAUAGAGUUAAUUUCAUAGCUUUGUUCAAUGCAUUGGCCACCUUUGACGGAUACAAAGCAGGUAAGUUAAUGAUUGAAAGAAGCAGGACACCAGAAACUGCAAUUGACGUGGAAGGUUUUGCAAAAAAAGUUUCUAAAUUAGUGGAUAAAGUUAAACAAAGAACUUUCACCUUGGGGUCUGUAUCAAUUGGUGAUUUGUUGGAACAAAUGCUAACCAUGGUUAGAAAACAUCAUGUUAGGAUGGAAGGAGAUUUUGUGAGUGUUGUCGUUGCGAUUUUAUUACUAGAGGGAAUUGGUAGACAAUUGGAUCCUGAUUUGGAUUUAUUUGCAAGGUCAUUGCCUAUGUUACGUGAGUUUGCUAUGAAACAAAAGGGUAGAGAAGUUUUACUCGAAGGUACAGAAGGGAAAGUGUAUAAAAUGUUUGGUUUAUGGCUAGGUUUAGAACUCAGAAGCAUAAUGACAGAAUCCGUUAAAGAUGUAUGUAAAAUUAUUCAACUAUUAGAUCUUUAA
Saccharomycodes ludwigii is the source of this 2223-nucleotide messenger RNA. It is a transcript of the gene CQD1, whose product is annotated as Cqd1p. The record is from RefSeq and is a predicted model, not a curated record. Lineage: Eukaryota; Fungi; Ascomycota; Saccharomycetes; Saccharomycodales; Saccharomycodaceae. The transcript is spliced from 2 exons. Bases 1 to 2223 code for a protein of 740 amino acids. Gene Ontology annotation, cellular component: mitochondrion.